Molecule: messenger RNA, 1827 nt
Organism: Aspergillus wentii DTO 134E9
Lineage: Eukaryota; Fungi; Ascomycota; Eurotiomycetes; Eurotiales; Aspergillaceae
Product: putative DNA 3'-phosphatase Tpp1
Exons: 9
Coding region: 158-1459 (433 amino acids)
Biological process (GO): DNA repair
Molecular function (GO): polynucleotide 3'-phosphatase activity; ATP-dependent polydeoxyribonucleotide 5'-hydroxyl-kinase activity; double-stranded DNA binding
Source: RefSeq, a predicted model, not a curated record
CAACGCGUACCGGCGCGUCGACGCCGCCUUCCGCUCCGCAUCAUCGCCAUUUACUGCCAGCUAAAAUCUACCCCAUACCAGCUGAACAUCACCACCAACUCUAGUCUACAGACUCGUAAGAGAUACCAGCGAGAUUUUCCAAUUAACUAGACUCAGAAUGGCCGGUGUUGGGGGAACAAAGAGGGCAGCCUCCCCCUCACGACCAAUCUCCCCGCCUCCACUAAAGCGCAAGGUCGAGUCGACGGUGACGAAAAAAGCAGUCUCUUCAUUCUUCACACCUGCGUCGCAGAAGAAGCCCGAGCCGAUAACAUGGCGGAUUCUGAACAAUAGCCUGGUGAUUGGGAAAUAUGCCGGACAAAAGACAGACGUUAAACAAGAUGUAAAAAGGAAGAUCGCUGCAUUCGACCUGGACUCUACAUUGAUAUCGACAGCGUCGGGAAACACUUUCGCCCGCAACCCCUCAGACUGGAAAUGGUGGGAUGCGACUGUGCCUUCGAAGAUCAAAGAGCUCGACACUGAAGGGUACCAACUCGUCAUUGUGUCCAACCAGAAAAAGGUGGCCCUGCAAAAAGUCAUCAAAGCCGGCCGGAGCGACUCCAAAAGCCUCGCCAACUUCAAGGAAAAGGUCGCCGCUGUCAUGUCGCAGCUCGAUGUUCCGUUGAGUGUGUACGCUGCAACAAAAGAUGACGAGAAUAGAAAACCGCGUAUCGGUAUGUGGAGGGAGUUUAUGGAGGAUUAUGAUCUAGAUGUUGGAGGGGUGGAUUUGGCGGGGUCAUUCUUUGUCGGUGAUGCUGCUGGACGGGCGAAUGAUCAUUCUCAUUCGGAUCGAGGCUUCGCAGCAAACGUUGGAAUCCCAUUCAAAACGCCCGAAGAGUUCUUCCUCAACGCAGCUCCCGAAGCACCAACAGUAAAGUUCGACCCUACGACCUACUUGGACGAUGAAGCAAAAGAACCCGCCUUCGUCUGCACAAGCCCCCUCGACCUAGUCAUCUUCUGCGGCAGCCCGGGAGCCGGGAAAUCGACUUUCUUUUGGAACCAUCUCGAACCUCUAGGCUACGAGCGUGUGAACCAGGACGUUCUUAAAACGCGUCCAAAAUGUAUCAAGGUUGCCAAAGAGUUUCUCUCGGAUGGGAAAUCCGUUGCUGUUGAUAAUACAAAUGCCGACCCGGAAACAAGGUCCCAUUGGAUCGAAGUAGCCAAGGAAUUCAAAAUCCCCAUCCGCUGCGUCUACUUCAUUACAACCCCGGAACUAUGCAGGCAUAAUAAUGCCGUUCGUGCUGCGAACCAGGCCUUGAACCCGGAAUCCCGGACCCUCCUCCCUGGCAUUGCGUUCGGCGAUUUUUCUCGUCGAUUCAAGGAACCGUCCUUAGAUGAAGGUUUCAAGGAUAUUAUUCGUGUUGACUUUCGGUUCCGCGGGAACGAGGAUGCAAAGAAGGUGUGGAGCCAAUACUGGAUUUGAUCCGUUCCAUGUGCUAUGUGUGACAAAAGAUACUGUAUUUAUGGGCGUCGUGAUACCAUCUCAAAUCAAAUCAAAAGAUUAUAAUAUGUAUUAUCAAACACGAGAUAUAUACAUACACACGAUGAACUAGCAAUACUUUUUGGUAUGUGGGGAAUAUGUCUAUGAGAUACAUGAAAUAUUCAACGUGGGGGGGUAUAUUAGUGAACGGAAUGGCCCGGCCAUGCAUAGCCGGCACCCUCGAUCCUCUUCGAUUCCAGCUCUUCUUCCUUGCAUCAACUCGCAUCCGAAUCAACCAAUUCCGUCACGGUGGAUUAUGUAGUGAAUACAUCGCUAAUAAGGAGCAAAAAAACAAAGGGUUAGACACUUGU